CUGAGGCACGUUUUGGCCGAAGGAAUUGUGGUUCAUAUUAAUGCAUACGUAUCAUCUGUGCGUACUAUAUGCACAAAGGUAUGUUUGUAUAUAUGUAUUGUGCAUGGGCAGGUUCGUUAAGGUGGAACCGCUAAGUGGUUGUGAUGAAAGCUAGAACUGAAUGCCGAUUUAGAUUACUCUCAAACAGAAACAUCAUCGUCGAAGUGUGGUCUGCGCUCAGAUAUUCGUAUUUGGAUUUGGAUUUGGACAAAACUGCAGGGAACAGAAUGCAGACGAGGACGAUGCCAUAAUCAGGGAAAAUAAUAUGGAAAUAUAUGCAGAGCAAGACAAAACCGCGAAAGUAAACGCAAAGCACCAAACUCAACCCACGAAAUCCGAACGCAUGUAUAGUAGGUUCCGUUAUCAGUAAGGGAAAACGUGGCAAAGUUCCUGCCAAAAAGGGGUGUUAGUGAUGCACAGAGAAAAUAUACCCACAUACAUCUCUGAUUUUGUAUUUUAUUCAGAUAAAUUAAACGGACGGAUACAAUGACAGAUGGUCGGGUGAUCCUGAUCAAGAAUACACAUAUAGAUUUUAAAGGGUUGGAAACGCUUUCUUCCUUUUCUUUCUUUUGAACGAAUCCUGAUACAUUUUAUCCUACGAGAAACGGGUAACUUGACCUAAUAAUGUUGUAUUUCAACUGUAUCAGGGAAGAUUUUAUGUCACUCCAUAACUUAUAUUUGUACACUACAAUUAUAUGGCAAUACUUAUGUUUACCUAUAAUCAGCCGGUAUAACUAAAAAGUCUGUUCAAAACAAUGUUGAAAAGUUCAUUUGUCCUAAACUCUUUGUUUUCCGUGUAUCCCAACUGCGAAAAAGCAAUUGAAACUAGAGUUUCAUUAAAUUCUGCGUCGGCUGGCAGGCCAGUCCGCCCAGCGCCCAUUCCCAAGUGUCUUGGUCGGUCUUACGCUGCUGUUUUAUAGCGCAUUAAUUUCGAAAGUAGCGCUACGUGUGCCAAAAAUCAUUAGCAACGGAAUUACGCUCAAUGAAAUGCAGUCGGCGUCGCCGCUCAACAAACGCCGUCAAGGGGAGACAAUACAGCGUGGCCAGGCCAUACCUUGCCUCUGUCCUCCGUCGACUACGAUGGUGAUGUCGAAGCCGGAACAGGGAAACCCAGAAUGGUAUGGGGGUGGGUCCGGGAAUGGGAGCUGACGGGGAAUGAGGUGGAAUGAGGGGAAGUCGGAGGGGAAAAGUAGACAGCUGCUUGCGCUAGUGUUUCUGAUGCUUAUAAAUUUACCCUAACGACAAGUUAAAUGCCGAAUACGAAAUGCUUCAAAUGGAAGGGUUCCCAAUUCAAAUCCAUCGGAUACAUUUGAAUACAAGUCGCUGAAUCUGCCGUGAAGAUGAUGGGCUUGAUGGGCUUCACACUCGAAAUAAAAGUACAUGUCAACUGAUUAAACCCAUAUUUAGAAGGAACAGAAAAAUCUUCAACGAAAUGUGUAACUUUUAUACUAGCAAUAUUGAGUCAUUACUUAAUUUAAUGUCUUUAUUGACACAGAUAGUUGAACUAGAAUGUAAUAUAUUUGAUUCAAUUAGUGGAACACAACUAUCAAGAAUUACGAUAUCAAACAAGUUCGGUAAUAUUUUUUGUGCCGGAAAUAUUAUUAUAUUUCUUAAUUUAAUGCGUUUAUGGGAACUUUAAUGUAAUUAUUAAUUAAUUAUUCGAUUUAUUUAGCAACUAGAAUUACGACAGCAAGCCACAUCUACGACUCUAUGUUUGGAAAACGGUGCACAUAACGCUUAUCCGACUUUAGUUUAUAUCAAUGACAAUCUUAUCACUGGGAAAUAAAGCAUUAUCAGAUAAUAGGCGAAACUAAUUCGCCUAAUGAAAUUAUGCAAAUGGCAGUCAGUUUGAUUUCGGCACGGCAGGUGCGAGCACUCCACACUUCUAAAAAUAUACACCUAUAGUAUGUUCAAGUCGAAGUCCUUUGAUUUGGUCAUAGAGGAAAAGACAAAGAAACCGGAACGGCUGUACCAGCCUCGUCGGAUGCGAUGGCUAAAAUAUAUCAUCCUGCCGGCCGUUUUCUCCUUUGCGCUUCUGCUGAUCCUGGUCAAUGUGGACUUCUCCGAUAACAAUGAGGAUUUGAAACAUGUGGGAAAUGGAUGUGACACAUCGCUCUUUAUAUCUAACUAUGGAUUCGAAAAUAACACACUUCACCAGAGCUUUUUCUCUGGAAGAGUUGCAUUGCAAAGCCUUUACAUCGGAAACUGCACUGUAGUUCAUAUCAAGGAUGGUGCUUUUGACCAGGAUAGCACGGUAAACAUAACAAGCCUGCAGCUCAUAAAUGUGCAAUUGGAAAAUUUAACUGAAUCUGCCCUCCAAGGUCUUCAAAAGCUUCAGAACUUUACUCUAGUCAAUACAAAUAAUAACUUUAGGCCACUUGGAUUCCUCUCAGCUGUGGCUGAAUCGUUAAUCAGUGCGGAAAUACACCAGUCAUUAGCCGCAAAAAUAACGUAUUCAGUGUGCGACUUUUUGGGAUCCCGGAAUUUCACCCAGUUGAAAUAUUUAGAUCUGAGUGGGACACACUUAGACAAAAGCCUUAUUAAAGAGUAUUUUCACAAUCUUCCCGCCUUGGAACAGCUGAUUUUAAAGAACUGUGGGUUGGACCACAUCGAGUGGAAAAUCCUGAAACCAACACAUAAAUUGUUGCCUCAUUUGGACUUGGGUGUAACUCGGAAGACAGACAACUAUGAAUAUCCGUUGGACGUAUUCGGGUAUUAUCCUGAGACAACGACAAACGCUGAGGAUAUAUAUACUAACCUGGCUAAAGGAGCAAUGGCUCCAGAAGUAGUAGGCACCACUACAACUGAAACUAUACUUACAUCCAUAGAAAUUCUACCACCAUCAACACAAGGACCUACAUCCACCUCAACAGAAACUAUAACAACACCAACUGCAUCAACGGAGGAAUUAUAUACUGCAGAAUCAACGGUAUCAACAACACCAUCGUCAAAUUGCGAAGAGGAAUUUUGCCAGGAUCUGGUAUGCUCAAGAAUUUCAACCGAUUCGGUCGCAACUGCAGAUCUAGGAAGUUCGUCGUGCCAGGACGGCUUACUGGUGGAGAUCUGCGAAUCGGAUUGCUCCACACCCACAUUUUUCUGUGUGAUAUUAGGCGAGAAUUUUACCUCCCCAUCUAACUGUUGUUCUCACCAGAGCAUGAGAUGUGUGAUCUCUGCACAGGUCUCCUGGUUCGAGGAACACAGCGGAUUGGUCAUUGGACUCGGAGUGGGUCUUCUCUUCAUCGGCAGUUUCCUCGGAAUGCUCAUCGUCUUCGGAACCCUGCGACUGAAGCCCUCCUGGUUGCGCGGCAGUAAGCGGCGUGAGUCGAACACGAUGGGGCUGAUUCAACGAAGAUUCGAAAAGGACCCGUAUGAGCCAGUGGAAGGUCCGAUUGCGACUAUCGACAAUAACGAAUAUGUCACUGCCUAUCAUCGUUACCUGGAGCAAGCGAAUCACCGCCCCACGGAGUCGAACAAGUAUAUUUCCCCACCCAGGGAUAGGGCUCCUUCUGUUCCGCCCUCCAGCGAUUAUCCCUUACCACUUCCGGCAAGAAAUUGCAACGUGUACGAGAGCUGUGAGCUAUACGAGGAACUUCCGUAGAAAUGUUUUAUUCACCGAAGUGUGCAAUAUAGAUAUGCAUACGAGUUCGAAAAUUCAGCAUAUUUCCUUUGCUUUCAAGAAACCAGGCCCCCUGCAAGAAACUGUGGGAAAAAAUUCCACUGAAUCAAUAAAUGUUUAAGAUUAAUCAUAAGAUAUUUUGCUUUCAGCAAAUAUAACUAAAACCACUGCUAGAGGUAUCAAAUUACGUUCCAAUAAAAUCGAAAA
Molecule: messenger RNA, 3862 nt
Organism: Drosophila teissieri
Lineage: Eukaryota; Metazoa; Arthropoda; Insecta; Diptera; Drosophilidae
Exons: 2
Coding region: 1946-3637 (563 amino acids)
Source: RefSeq, a predicted model, not a curated record